This is a messenger RNA of Cutaneotrichosporon cavernicola, 2805 nucleotides long. RefSeq lists its product as uncharacterized. Bases 1 to 2805 code for a protein of 934 amino acids. Lineage: Eukaryota; Fungi; Basidiomycota; Tremellomycetes; Trichosporonales; Trichosporonaceae. The transcript has a single exon. The record is from RefSeq and is a predicted model, not a curated record.
AUGUACCGAACACGAUCAUGUCCAAGCCUGGGGACACUCCUCUCCGUGGCCCUUUUCAACCGCAAAGCCACGUUUGCGCUGGUAGCCGUGACAACCCUCUUGUCCAAAGCAGUGCACAUCUACGCCCACUAUGGCGCCCUACAGGAGGGCCUGCUUACGCGGUGGUGCUACUCAUUCUUCUUGCAAGAUGUGCUCCUCCUGGUCGUUUGCCACCUGUUCGUGGAGCAGAAACUCGACGUUAACCGUUCAAGGACGCUCCGCGUUCUUGUCGGCUUUGGGGGAACGCUGCUUCUGUCAACCUCGGUGUUUGUCGCGCUCGCCAACGUGUGCGUCUUCUACAAUUCGGGUGUAGAGGUUCACUGGGCGAACGCUUCGCUCGCCAGUGACGCCGCGGGCCGGCGCACCCUCCUCUCGGGCCUCUGGCCAUCCAUCUACAUUACAUGCGGCUGCAUCCUAGCCGCCACCUUGCUCCAAUGGCCAUUAUACUUUGUCUUUGAAAUCUUCGCCAAUCUCAUCUCUGCGCCGUUCAUCGCGUUGUCGUACGUCAUGGCCGUCGGUCCGCGCCACGUCUUGCGUCGCAGCACGUGGCGUGGCUGGUACACCAUUGCCAAGCAACGAAUCACCUCUAGCAAGGUAGACCUUGAGGCAUGUGAGCCCAAGGACUUUGACCUCGACGACACCUCGAGCGACGAGUACGACUUGGACAACUUGGCAUCCCGUGAGGAAGAGACGGACGGACUGCUUGGAAACUCUGGGUCUCCGGUAUCAUCGAUUGGCCCCUCGUGGCGCGCCCGCCUCCACCCGCGUAACUGGCCCUGGUACGCUCUCAACCCGCGUCACUGGCCAUGGCACGCUCUCAACCCACGCAACUGGCCGUGGCGGUCUCUCAACCCCCGCACCUGGACCUUGGAUGAGCGUUUCAACCCUCGCAACUGGCCUUGGAUGCUCCUCUACCAGGCGUUUAUCCACGCGGGUGGCCUCGCCGCCCUUCUCGCCAUGUUUAUUCUCUCCAUGAUGCGCCCCCACAAGGCUACGCUCAAGCUCAUGUCGUGGACCGCCAUUGUCUCCCCCUUUAUCGCCUUGAGCAGCUCGUCCGAGUCGCUCGCAAGGAUGAAGCCCCUGUACAAGUCCGGUAUCGGCUUCAAGUGGGACGGCAGGACAGCCAUGAGUCGCCCAACCAGGUACUCGUGGUUGCCAAAAGAUCGCGUACCUGCUGGAUUCGAGGACUUCUACAAUGACCGCCGGCAGUACACGGCGUCGCACGACCCACUCAAGAUUAGCAACUUGCAUGACAACCUGUUGGAGGCGCUUGGCGACCUCAAGACGGUUCCCAUUCGCCAUGUCAUCACCAUCCUUCUUGAGAGCACGCGCAAAGACGUCUUCCCGCUCAAAAAGGACGGCGUGAUUGCCAAGCGCUUUGCCGACUCGUGGGCCAACAAGGAGCUGCCCAGUGAUGUCGAGGACCGCCUUCAUAACAUUUCCAGCACUGCGCGCUACCUCACUGGCGACUUUGGCGGCGGCUUUGCGCCCGGAGAGGGCGAAAAGCAGACGCCGCGCGGAGGAAUAACGUUCGAGGACACGUACGUCACCUCGACAUACACUCUCAAGAGCGUUGCGGGAACAAUGUGCGGCCUCUCUCCUCUCAUCAUGGAUUGGAAUCGCGAGUACAAGAAGCACUUGUACCAGCCCUGUCUGCCACAAGUCCUCGAUGUCCUUGGUACGCUGGAUCACCAACUGGGCCAUAAUGACGAGGACGACUAUUUGUCGCAUCCAUGGAAGUCGUCGUUUAUGCAGUCGGCAACCAGCACCUUUGAUGAGCAGAAGCCUCUCGUCUGGAGGAUGGGCUACGGGCACUUUUACGACAAAGAGUACCUGCAGGCGGACUAUGCCAAGUUUGGCAAAGUGACGCUUCCCGACGUCAACUACUUCAGCGUCGUCGAGGACCCAUUGAUCGAUUACAUCAAGGACGAGUUCCACAUGGCCAAGCAGAAUAAGAAACGCGUGCUGAUCACGCAUCUCACGAGUACUAGUCACCACCCGUACGGCAUCCCGGACACCGACAAGGAGGACGAAAAGUACCUGGCACUCGGCAAGGGGGUCGACGACUUGUCCAAGUGGGUCAACGCGAUUGGCUACGACGAUCGCUGGCUCGGCAAGAUCCUCACCGCGCUCGACGACCUCCAGGUCGCCAACGAGACGCUCGUCGUGCUCGUCGGAGACCACGGCCUCUCCAUUGCAGAGAACGGCAAGCUCCCAACCUACUACAACCCAUACACCAUCAACAACAUAGUCCCCAUGGUCUUCUCGCACCCGCUCAUCCCGCCCAUCAAGGUCGAGUCUUCGGUCACAUCGCGUGACAUUGUUCCAACCAUUCUCGACCUCCUCGCUGAGACUGGCUCUCUCUCCAAGCCGGCGACCAAGGCGGCCAAGGAGCUGACCGCAAACUACGAGGGCCAAUCCAUGAUCCGGCCCAUCCGCACCAAGGGUGACCACGAUGUCUCAAACUGGCAGUUUACGGUCGUCAACCCGGGCGGCGAGCAGUUGACGAUCCGCGACGCACACCACAAGCACUGGGUCCUCACGGUACCUGUGGGUGAUGCCACGGAUGUCGAGUGGCAGUUCAGCGCCGACGACUACAACGAACAGGUGGCGAUGGAUUUCGAGUUCCACGACUUCCUCCACAACGUUGAGAGCAAGUUUGGUUUGGAAGCCGCUCGCUGGUCGGAAGAGGCUGCGUUCAUCGGGCGCUGGUGGGUCCAGGAGAACUGGAGGCGCUGGGGCCACGGGCCGUACUCAAGGUUGUAA